Purpureocillium takamizusanense is the source of this 3063-nucleotide messenger RNA. RefSeq lists its product as uncharacterized. Bases 320 to 2071 code for a protein of 583 amino acids. Gene Ontology annotation, cellular component: nucleus. The transcript has 3 exons. Lineage: Eukaryota; Fungi; Ascomycota; Sordariomycetes; Hypocreales; Ophiocordycipitaceae. Gene Ontology annotation, biological process: regulation of transcription by RNA polymerase II. The record is from RefSeq and is a predicted model, not a curated record.
CCUCUCUUCUCCAUCCUCUACAAACCCCAUCAUGGUGUUCUCAUGAGGCAUUGGAGUGGCAUUUAAGGAAUUUCGUUCUCGCGACGCCUCUCGCAGCCGCGCCCUCGGCCCUGCGAGGAGCCCAAGUUCCAACGACCCGCUGGCGGCCUCCCACUUCCCCACUGCCCAGACGCGCCCCUCUAGGAGCUUGGAGCUUUACGUCGCAAUAGCAUCCAGCAUCAACGCCACCGUUGUCGUCAGUACAGCAACUCUGACUACGGGUGCCAUCGCGCGCCCGGCGAGCGGCCCGCACCGCCGAUUGGACCACAAGGGCGAGGCGAUGGACGACGCCGCAGUUUCGAACCAUCUAUCCAAGAGGGGCAUGAGCAAUGCAGCGAUCGGAGGAACUGUGGCGGGCGUCGUCGUCGCCGUCGGUCUGCUCCUGCUUUGCCUCUACCCCUUCAUCGUCAAUUGCUGGAAGCGCCACCGGCGGAAUGGUCGAGCCGAUCUUGACACCGAGGCUGGUCGUCCCCCCGGACCCGGUAACGCGCCGGGAGCCGACCUGGGCUCACAACCACGACUUUCGUCCAGCGAAUCUCUCAAACGAGACGGAGAUGUCCCACGCGACGAGUACAACGCAACACGAGGCAAUGAAGCAGGCUGGCCUUCUCGCGAUGGGCCUCCCGCGCGCCUGGGGGUUGAUGCAACAACGAGAGAAGUGACGAGCCGUUCUGGCGCUGCAACCUCUGAUCGAUCUCUUGAGGUGGACGCUGGCGAGCAUGAGCUCCAGAUGCCGCCGUUUGCCUAUCCUUACGGAAUAGAAUACAUGCCCGAAUCAGAAGUUCAAGACAAUAAUACCGGCGUUCUCAAAGGGACCAGCGCCGAUUACUACAGUCCAUCCAUACCAUCCGAGGCAUUUGGCAUGGUUACGACGCCUACGGACCACGAUGUCGAUACGUCCCAGACAAGGCCGUCUGGCUCACGCAGCAGCUCCUUGCGGUACAACGUACGCCAUAUGUUCCGUCGAAAAAGCGGACGAGACAACACCAUCGACUCCUUCACCACGUUGACCGCAGCGGGCGGGGCGACUUCGCUCCAGCAGAUCAUCACCAACGAGGAUCCGACGGAAUCCCCAACUGAAGUAACGGUCGAGUUAGCGCUUCCUGAACCAAAGCAACUCGCAUCUGCGAGCAAUGCCUCUACGCCUCUGCCCAACGCUGCGGAGACCACGAUUAAGCAUUCUUCCCCUCCAGAGCACCCCGCCCCCGGAACAGUCAAUCCCAUGGACAUCAUGCCCGCCAGUACAGAAUCUGAGCUCUGGUAUCGAACAGAGCAGCAGCUACUAGCGUCUAGUUAUCAGUCUGUGGCGGUCGCACCUCUCGAACAAUCCCCGGAGACGGGCUACACUCAAACCGUCACAGCUCCUUCACCCACGAAUCCUGCGCAAUCACCCGUCGAGCAGGCCGCAGACCUCUCCAUGGCAGCAGACGCACACUUGGAGGUUGGAGACCAUGAUGUACCGAUGCCCGAUGGAGACGCGCAUGAUCACAUCAGCCCAUCAGCGGUGCUCGAGUCUCAUCGUCAUCCAAGCUACCCUUCCGAUCAAUCGACACCUUUCCCCGAGCAUAGUUCAACGAAUCCCUCUUCGCAUAACACGCCUUCGACGCAGGUUGAUAGCCCCAGCUCUGCGUCUAUGAACAGCUCAGACUACAGACAUAGUGUGUCGCCUCAACCCGUACUUCUGUCGCUGAAGACCGGCGUGUUCCGAUGUACCGAGGUGGGCUGCAAUCAGGUCUUUGACCAGCCACAUAAGCUCAAGCAUCAUCAGCGGUACCACAGCAAGGAUCACAAAUGUGAAUACCCGAAUUGUGGGAAGGGCUUCGGCACAAAGACGCAUCUGCAACGGCAUAUUAACGACCGCCACGAAAAGAAGAAGAAAUUCCAUUGCUCCGUCCCGAACUGCGACUUUUCUAGGGUAGGGGGCAGAGCAUUUCCCAGGAAGGACAACUGGAAGAGGCAUAUGAUGAAGAUUCACCACAUGGACCAGACCCAGCUCCCCGAACCUAUCGAAGUUGACCAAGACGCCCCUUAGGGUGAGGCGAGACCUUUGUCCGACCCGGAAUGCACUCCGACGGACCUGAGCAUUUUUGAUAUCUUUGAUGAUAUCAGCGAGACGGCGGGGGACCAAUGGGGAAGCUUUGCAGAGGAAGAGACGCAGAUGGACGAACACCACAUGGACCAGACCCAGCUCCCCGAACCUACCGAAGUUGACCAAGACGCGUCUCAGGGUGAGGCGAGUCUUAUGUCCGACGCGGAAUCGACUCCGAGGGACCUGAGAAUUUUUUAUACCUCUGAUGACGAUAUCAGCGGCACACAGGGGCACCAAUGGGGAAGCUUUGCAGAGCAAGAGACGCAGAUGGACGAACACCGUGAUCCUACGUAGGCUCACUGUACUAUACCCCCUCCUGAUGAGGAAAAUAAGCGGAGUGUCAGCGCGAUAUGAUUCUUUGCAUUCGGCACCGGGGCAUGCUUAAAUAUGCACAACAAACAGGAACAUGCGGGAAUGGCAAGCGGGCAUGGAUGGCUUUGGAAAGCCGGUUGGCGUUCUGCGAAUGGUUUUUUCUGAACAUGGCCUACUUAGGAGUCCAUACAAAUCCAACUUCACGUAAUGCGUUGUUGCGUUCUACAGUUGUAUUACACAUCCAUGCAACGAUGGCUCUGCCCACCGCAAUGACGGUCUUUACAUUCUCGCUGUCGACCCAAAAUUUGCCAUUCCGACCCGUGGCCGUCUCGAAUUGAAAACCAAGCUUGGCGAAUUCAUCCAGCACCACCACCUUGCCAUCCCGGGCUGUUUCCGGCAUCAUGAGCCUCCGCGACAUUCCGAGCGAAAUGUCAAAGAGCAUGCCGCCGUUUAGCGGACCCAAGCCCUCCGACUUGCCCGUCGUGGCAGAGACGCAUUCAAUCUCGGCAUCCAUGUGCUUGUUGGCGAGGCUCACGCGGGCGUAGACGAGGGCCCCGGGGGCUAGCAUUGGGCGCGUUUUCCUCGUCGCGGAUUCAAAGGAUAGUUGUGGGAGUAGAACGGGG